This is a messenger RNA of Tetrahymena thermophila SB210, 1869 nucleotides long. RefSeq lists its product as hypothetical. The transcript is spliced from 6 exons. NCBI's taxonomy places the organism in Eukaryota, Ciliophora, Oligohymenophorea, Hymenostomatida, Tetrahymenidae. The record is from RefSeq and is a predicted model, not a curated record.
AUGUCACGUACAUCUUCAUCAUCAUCAUCUUCAUCUUCUUCUUCUUAGUUUUCAUAAGCAUCUCCUAGUUAAUUAAAAACUAGCAAAUAUGCAAAUGAAAUUCAAACAGAUAAUAGUCCUUUAACAGUAAAAAAUAAAUUUACUCUUAACUAAGAAAUAAGCUAAUUGAAUUCAGCUUGUUAAAAUUUUACUAAUGCUAUUAUUGGCUAUAAUUCAAAUGAUAAAGAGUAAGCAUUAAACAGAGCAUAGACAACAAAUUAAGAUAAAAUUGCUAUAACUACAGUUUCAUUUUAGGAAGAACCAAGAAAUCCUUCUAAAACUCUAUCUUCAAUAGGAACUAAUGGUAGAAGAUUGAGUAAAUUUGGUGAGGCAGCUUACUUUAAGUCUGUAGAUGCUUUUUAGAAGUAUAACCAUUCUCUUUCAAACAUAAACUAAGAUUUAGAAAAAGAUUUAUAUAAUUUCAAUCAAAUAACACCUCUAAGUAGCUCAAAAAAUAAUUUGUUAACAGCAGAAAGAAAUAGUAUAAAUAUUUAAAAUUCAAGUAGUAACAUGUUGUUUUCAAGCAUAUUAACUACUAUGCAAGGGCAUGGCUAAUAGAGUAAAGGGUAAUUUUUAGAUGUAUAUGACAAAAAUAAGCAAGAUGAUUCAGAAACAGCGUCUUAAAAGAAGAAAAAGGUAAAGGCAAAAAUUAGAUCCUCUUUUAGAAGAGCAAUUUUAGCAAAUAAACAAAAAAACUAAAACAAAGGAUUUGAUUUUUUUGAUUUAAACAAAUAAUAAGAAGAAGAAUAAUAGUAGUAGUAAAUAGAUGAGGAUGAAUAUCAAAAAUAAAAGUAAGAUUCUCUGUUUAUAGAUGAAGUUAAAUUAAAUGAAGAACAUGAAUAAAACCACUCUCAAAGUUCAGAAAAAAAUCGAAAUAUACAAAAGGGUAAAACCAAUGCUAACAUUGGCUAAAAUUAAAAAGAUGAAGAAGAUGAACGAAGCAAUGAUUAAAAUAUUAUUAAACAAGAUUACGAGCUAGUACAAAAAUACAUAAAUUACUCAUCCAGUAGCAUUUAUAAUUCAUCCACUUUAGUUUUACAUGUUGUCUUAGAUACAAAUACAAUUUAUUCUAAAUAAUUAACUGAGUCGUUAUUAUAGUAUUUCAUAGAAGAUAUUCAAAUUUAUGAUAAGUAUACAACUUAUUCAAGCUAUUUACCUUAGUUUACUAAAAGGUGCCAACAAAAUACUGAGGAUUACAGAAAACAAUACUCUUAAUUGAUAAAUUAUUUUUCUCAACUAGAAGGUUCAACUCUCUCUUAGACUAUAAUAAUUCCUACAUUUUCUAAAGGAAGAAUUUUGUUGCUCAUCUCAAGGAUAUCACUUGAUGAGCUUGAUGUUGAAAUAAUAAAAAUAGAAAACUCUAUGAAAUAACUGAUGGAUUAAAUGGAUUCAUGGAUUUCUUUCGAUUUCGUUAAACUAAUAACAAAUACUAAAAAAUCAAGCGAAUUGAAAUAUUAGCACUCAAAAUUUUAUAACUAAAAAGGUGUCAAAAGAAAAGAAAUUCAAGCUUCCUCACUCAUUUUUGAUUAAAAAAUAAAUCAAGCUCUAAACACUUUUACCCAAAUACUAACAUAAUCAAAUUUAGAUAUUAAUUAUAUUUACACUUAAUACAAUUAAAAUUUAAACAAUUUAAGAGAUUUUAAUAACUGGAUAAGCUAAUAAUAAUUUAGUGACGAUAUACAAGGGAGUAGCUAGUAAUAAUAGAUUUAGUACAUAAUGAAAUCUAAUCUAUGUAACGAAAAUUCUCCUGUUUACUAAAACUGUUCAGACAUCUCUUCAAAUGUUAGCGCUUUUUAUUAUUAAGGGCUACUUAUUGCAAAGCUUUUAUGA